Messenger RNA from Iphiclides podalirius (scarce swallowtail), 1191 nucleotides. Lineage: Eukaryota; Metazoa; Arthropoda; Insecta; Lepidoptera; Papilionidae. The record is from the annotation of a GenBank genome assembly.
AUGGGACCAGCGGUCGUUAUUACAUUCUGCUUUGGAUUUCUACAACUCGGAACUGCCUUAGGAUCCAGUGUGGAAGGACGCUUGCAUUUUCCAGAGCUCGGAGCCACUAGGGGUCAUACCGUCGAAGAGUAUGACGUCAUCACAGAGGACGGCUACAUUCUGCGGUUGUUCCGCAUACGGGGCGCGAGGAAGCGGCCGAUACUUCUCAUGCACGGCCUGUUGGACUCUUCGGACACGUGGACGGUCAGGGGUAACGCUUCGCUGGCGGCCACCCUCGCCGCAGAGGGCCACGACGUGUGGCUGGGCAACUGCAGGGGCAAUAGGUACGCGCGCCGCCACAUCUACUUGGAUCCCGAAGCGGGCGACGGCUUCUGGGACUACUCGUUCCACGAGCACGGCUUCUACGACCUGUCCGCCAUAAUCGACUCGGUGCUCAGCCUGACCGGCGCCGACAGGCUCGACGCCGUCGGCCACUCGCAGGGCGCGACCAUCUUCUACGUGCUGGGCUCCACGCGGCCGGAGUACAACCGGAGAGUGAACCUGCUAGUCGCGUUGGGGCCUGUCUGCUACCUGCAGAACGUGGGGCCGCCGCUGAAAACUCUCAUCCGGCACUCGACGCUGAUCUACGAGAUGGCGACGUCGCUCCAGUGGCAGGAGGUCUUCGGGGAGUCCGGAUGGCCCGCGACCCUAAAGUCGCUCUGCCUCACGCCCCUGAUAGGUUACACCAUGUGCGUUUCGAGCGCCUUGUUCCUUAUCACCGGGCGCGACGAGGAUGAACUGGAGACUGGCAUCGUGCCAGCGCUGAUCGAACGCUUUCCGAUGGCGACGUCCGCCAAGAACCUCUACCAUUUCGCGCAGGUCGGCCACAGGAGGGCGUUCGCCCGUUUCGACCACGGCCCCGAGGGAAACCUCGAGAGCUACGGUGACCAAACUCCGCCGGCCUACGACCUGGACUCGGUCACGAUGCGGGUCGCGCUGUUCGCAGGCGGGAACGACGGGCUGUCGACGCUGGAGGACGUCGCGAUAUUGAGGAACCGUCUGCCGAAUGUGGUGCAGCACACGAUAAUGCCGCACAGGAUGAUGAACCACGCCGACUUCGUGUGGGGCCGCCAUAUGGACGAGUACCUAUUUCCUUACAUCCUCGACGUCUUGCAAACGUACGGGGAACAAGAAUAUCCUGAUAAUUUUGAG